UCAUAAUGUUAGUACCGCUUCUUAAAUAGAGUUGUAGGUAUGUUUCAAUGUUGUUUUGAAUUAUUGACAUUAUCUAAAUGGAGCCGGAGAGAAAUGAGGGUAAAACGAUGCGAGCUCAGAAACACAACAACAGGGAUAAAUGGAUGUCUCUCACCCCCAUGGUCAACAGCUGCAAGUUGCACAUCACUGCUGCCAAAGCAACCGAGAGAGCCCAGAGGAUGACUGAAUCUCAAGAUCUUGUAAAAGAGACGAACAUGAAUCACGGCCAAACAAUGAAUCAUUUUUACCAAGAGAGAAGGUUGCAUUCUUCCAGAAGACUUGUCCACACUCCUCCAGUGCCAACAUUUGCCAGCGACUGUACAGACUCCCCUCUACAUAAUCUAGUGCCAUUAGCCUGUGUUGCUCAAAGUGGUUUGGAUGCAGUUUCACAUUCCUCACAAGAUGCAAGAGGAAAGUCUAGGAGGCCAACCAAGUCUGCAGGGGCCACUUUCUACCGUAAUGCCUUAAACCUUGCCAAGCCUGCAGGUGGUUCUGGAGGAUAUAAUGCAGUUCCUGGUAAUGCCUUCACUCAAUUACCCGGUGACAGCUUUGUUUCCAAUUUUCAACGAAUCGACUUGGACAGGCGCUGUCUGGAGGAAUGCCCCCAGCUGGGCAGUAUGGAUGAACUCCAGCUUCUCAACCUCCAGCACAAUCUAAUCACAAAGGUUCUGCAUCUGUCACAUCUGCAGCAGCUGGUUUUCCUGAACCUGUACGACAAUCACCUCUCUGAGAUGACUGGCAUCGAAUCUCUAAGCUCUCUCAGGAUCCUCAUGCUGGGGAAGAACAGAAUCCAUAAGAUCUGCUGCCUGGAAAGCCUCUCCAAACUGAACAUCCUGGAUUUACAUGACAAUCAGAUCUGCAGGAUAGAAAGCGUGUCUCAUCUGAGCGAGCUGCGAGUGUUGAACCUGGCAGGAAACAGCGUCUGCAGAGUGGAGAACCUGCAGGGUCUGCACCGCCUCACUGAACUCAACCUGCGACACAACCGCAUCUCCGCUGUGACUGAGGUGGACCUCCUGCCCUGCUUGCAGUGCCUCUUUCUCAGCUGCAACAUCAUCACCAGUGUCGAUCAGCUAGCCUGCCUCGGAGAGUCGCGCUCCCUUUCUGAGCUCACCCUGGAUGGGAAUCCUGUAGCCCUGGAGACAUGGUACAAGCAGGCCGUCCUGCGCUGUGUGCUUCAUCUGAAACAGCUGGACAUGAAGCGCAUCACAGACGAGGAUCGGCGCAUGGCUGGUGUACAGGCUCGAAAGGAGGAGGAGAGGAAGAGGGAGGGUCACAAGCAGACCAUUCAUAAGGAGAAGCGGCGUCUGGCGAUCCGUAAUGCGGCGCAGCAGUGGGAGGGGGUCAGGGCCAGCCUGGAGCUGCCACCAACAAAUGCUGCUAAAGAGGAAGUGAGUCCAGAGAACAGCCCCGCCCACAGCCCCGCGCAGACCAAUGGCCUCGCACAGGAACCGUCUCCAGAUGAACCCAGGCGGGUCAGCCCAGGUUCAGGACCAGAGCGACCGCCAAUGGGAAUGGAGAACAGACUCCGGACCAACAGCCGUCCAAACAGCCCACGGGAUCCAAAGCUGGUGGAGGCGGGCAGUGUGCAGAGCCUCUCUCUCUCCGACAGUCACCUGGCGGAGCUGGACGGAGACACGCUGCGGUUGUUCGGCCCCGGAGCCCUGGAGGCCCUGGAGCGAGGCUGGGGGGUCCAGACCGCCAGCGCUGUCACUGUUAUAACUUUCCGCUACAUCAACUUUGACGCCAUCAUACCAACACUGCCGCGAAUAAGGGUCAAGUUCCCCAAUCUAUCGCACAUGAUCUUCCAGGAAACCAACAUCUGUCGUCUGCCUCAGCUGGCGGCUCUGGCUCAGGUGAGGCGUCUGGACCAGCUGACCAUCCACGAGGGGGGGAACCCGGUGGCCAGCCUGGCUCUGUGGCGCUCCUUCCUCAUCUACCGCCUGCACCACUUCAACUUGCAGAGGAUCAACGGCCAGGAGGUGACCAUGAACGAUGUGAUCGCUGCAGAGCGUGUGUUUGGGACUCUGGGUCAUAUAGCAGCCACUGAAACUCCUCGCUGCCGCCUCCUCCUGCUGCUGGAGGUGUCCAGGAAGCGCCAGCUGCAGUUCCUGUUGGAGGGGCGCGGCCGGCGUGCAGGACUGAGUCCGGAGGAGCUGCGGGACAACGGGAAGCUGCUGGGAGAAGGCCUGAGCCGAGCGCUGUUCAACUACCCCAGCAGAGACUGCAGCGCUGCAGAGAGCCCGGAGGAGGGCACUGUGGAGUCGUCGGAUCGCGCCGCCAUGAUACAGCAGUACCUCCAGGAUCUGGUCCAAAGGGCGUCAGAGACCAACCUGAAGGGGGAGGCCCUGCACAAGCUGUGGCCCUCCAUGUUCGCAGAGAUGGUGAGGGACAGUGUGUUGGAGAUGAGGGACCAAGCGGCCUUCCGGAAAACCAGCCUUGCCAAACUCUCCGGGACCAAGUGAAGAGGACUGAGGUUCUACACUACGACCACACACACAUGUGGACAAACCAUUAUUAACACAUCAUCACUCGGUGACUAAUCACUAUCAGUUAUUGAAAUGGUUGGAAUCAGAAAGUGUGUGGGGAGAUCUUUCAGAUGGAAAUAUGUAGAUUGUUUAAAAGAAGAAAUGAUCGUGAUUGAAUGUAGAUUUUCACUCAAAGCUCGGAGCUGUAACAUACUUGAAGAAAGUCAAAGGGACGUAUGGACUCACAGUGCAUUGUGGUCCUCUGCACUUUAAAAAUCUUUCUGAAUGACCCCCCCCCUCCGCACCAUUACUGUCAUCAGCUGAAAAUGACCGGCGUCUCUUUUGUCGAGACCAGAAUGAUUUUUCAUGUCUCAAUUAACGUGUCAUGCAUCUCACUUUCUCCUGCCUGACGAGGACCUUCCUUUGUUUACCACUGAUUUUUCUGUAUUGUACUUAGAAUUAAACAAUUCUGUAUUAACACUCA
Messenger RNA from Trematomus bernacchii (emerald rockcod), 2988 nucleotides. RefSeq names its product leucine-rich repeat-containing protein 49. Lineage: Eukaryota; Metazoa; Chordata; Actinopteri; Perciformes; Nototheniidae. The record is from RefSeq and is a predicted model, not a curated record. The coding region runs from base 78 to 2501 and encodes 807 amino acids. The transcript has 18 exons. Gene Ontology annotation, molecular function: protein binding.